AUGAAUCAACGGAUGUCUUCAAUCUCCGGAGAAGAAACAGAAUACUUUGGUCUGAUUCCUGUUGAUCUCGUCAUCAGUAAUAUAUUGUCGAGAUUGCCGCUGGAGUCUUUAGCUCAGUGUCGUUGCGUAUCCAAGCUCUGGUCGUCCCUAAUCCGCCGUCCAAAUAACAACCUGUUGUACCAGAUCAAGUCCCCGGCUCCACCGCGGAUCCUUUUCACUAUUGAAUAUGAAAGAGAGUUGUUCGUCUACUCUUCACCUCAGCCUCACAAUCCGGAUGAUAACACGUCUCUUGUAGCCACCCUUCAUCACAGGACACGUGGGUUAAAUUUCAGUAUAAGUCGUCCUCCGGUUGGCGGAUUGAUCUGUCGUAAACAUUAUCGAAAGAACCCUUCAGCAGUGGCGGUGAUUUCUAAUCCCAUCACAGGACAGGUUUUAGCCUUGCCCAGACAGAGAAUGGAUGAGAUUAAGAGUGUGGUUUAAGAACAUGUAAGAUAUUCUAAUUUUGCUUUUGGGUAUGAUCCAAUCGACAAAGAGUUCAAGAUAUUGCAGGAUGCCAAGAAACAUGAAUGGUCAAAGCGUAUCUACCAAAUGCUUCCAUUUCCGAAUGAACUAAGUUAUGGAGGCCCUGCUGGAAUGAUUGGUAGUUGUGAAAUUGUGUUAUACCCAAACUACUCACAAGAUCCUUUAUUCUUUCUGUACUACAAUCUCGAGACCAACAUUCUCAAAAGAGUGAACAUUGAAGUUCCGAUUUUGCAUAGUGGGUGUAGGGUUCACGCAUUUCCAAAUUACGUAGAGGAUUUGACGCUUAUGUAA
Messenger RNA from Camelina sativa (false flax), 813 nucleotides. NCBI's taxonomy places the organism in Eukaryota, Viridiplantae, Streptophyta, Magnoliopsida, Brassicales, Brassicaceae. The record is from RefSeq and is a predicted model, not a curated record.